Messenger RNA from Arctia plantaginis, 114 nucleotides. NCBI's taxonomy places the organism in Eukaryota, Metazoa, Arthropoda, Insecta, Lepidoptera, Erebidae. The record is from the annotation of a GenBank genome assembly.
AUGGCUGAGAAGUCUUCUGAUUCCAGUCCUACUGAGGAAACAUCCACCCCGAGACAGGAUGACAAACAAUCAGGCAACUGGUGGGACACAUGGCUGUCUUCAGCUAAGACAAAG